This is a messenger RNA of Cololabis saira (Pacific saury), 7790 nucleotides long. It is a transcript of the gene col4a6, whose product is annotated as collagen, type IV, alpha 6. The coding region runs from base 164 to 5314 and encodes 1716 amino acids. The record is from RefSeq and is a predicted model, not a curated record. Lineage: Eukaryota; Metazoa; Chordata; Actinopteri; Beloniformes; Belonidae. The transcript has 48 exons. Gene Ontology annotation, cellular component: collagen trimer; basement membrane. Gene Ontology annotation, molecular function: extracellular matrix structural constituent.
CCGAGCGCUGACUUGAAGCGCAGCCGCUCGGAGAGCACAGCAGACUGCACCGCUGGACUUUGGGGGUUUUUGGAGCCGUAUGAGCGCGUUCUGAGUUCCUUGCUGGUGAAGACAAGGGGAUUUCGUCUCGACCUGCGGCUCCCCGCCAGCCAACCCGACGAAAAUGAAGCUCAUAUUUUGCGCGGUGGCACUCAUCCUUUUGGUGGGAUCUUCGCACGGAGGCUUCGACUCUGACGAGCCAUGCGCAGGCGAGGACUGCAGCAGAGGGUGCAAGUGCAACCCAGAGAAAGGCAGCCGGGGUCGUCCGGGGCCUCUCGGGCCAGUCGGGCCAAGUGGACCAGAAGGGACACGUGGGGACCUGGGACCUAAAGGGCCUAAAGGGGAAAAGGGACACAUUGGGCUUAAAGGACCAUCUGGGGACAAUGGAGACAAAGGCCCAAUGGGAGUGCCAGGAUUUCAAGGAACUGAUGGAGUUCCUGGUCACCCAGGUCAGCCGGGGGGUAGAGGAUUACCCGGUCUGGACGGCUGUAACGGGACCAGAGGAGAGCCUGGACCGGUCGGCUAUGGGACGGGAUCACCUGGAUCACCUGGAAUCACUGGACUCUCUGGAAGACCUGGGGUGAAGGGUCAGAAAGGAGAACCUCGAUACGUCUCGUUGGAUGGCUCAGGGAGUUACCCAGGCAUUCGGGGGCCCGCCGGUCCAGCUGGCUUCGUAGGUCCGAUUGGUCCAAUUGGUAAUCCUGGCCCGAGAGGACCUGACGGAUACCCUGGUUCACCCGGUCCUCCCGGUCCCCCAGGGCUGAUGGGGAGCCGUAGUGACGGAUAUCUAGGAGAGAAAGGAGACAAGGGCGAUGUGGGCUUGCCCGGUGACCCUGGUCAGCCAAUGAUCAAUGGCAUUGGGGAGUUUGUGGGUUAUCGCAAAGGAGACAAAGGAUUGCAGGGGGACCCUGGCCUGAAGGGCUACAGGGGAAAUGAUGGGACCCCUGGACGACCUGGACCUUUUGGCUAUCCUGGGGAAUUUGGAGAGAAAGGCAUUCCCGGAUACCCCGGUGCAAGAGGUCCUCCGGGUUUUAAUGGACCUCCCGGCUCUGAGGGGCAGCAGGGGUUUAGAGGUGACGCAGGUUACUCAGGCCAACCAGGAUACCAAGGACCCAAGGGAGACCAAGGAGAACCGGGUCCUCCAGGACCUCCAGUCUAUGUGAACGGCCAAGGCGUUUCCGGUAGAGGGCCUCCAGGUGACUACGGCCGCAGUGGCGUUCCAGGUGUCCGUGGUGACCAAGGAUCUCCGGGAUACCCUGGACCUCCAGGCGAACCAGGCGGUUUUGGCGGAGGAUAUGGAGGAGGAUAUGGAGGACUCCCAGGUUUUCCCGGGACCCCCGGCCCGCCGGGAGAGAAGGGUUCUCCAGGUGCUCCAAGCUAUGGCCCUGAAGGACAAUCAGGUUCUCCUGGACCACCCGGACCCCCUGGCCCUCCUGGACCUCAGGGCCCGUCAAGGUAUUCCAAUGAUCCCUGCAAGAUCUAUCCUCUGGACCCCACAGCUGGUCCCGGUCCCGGUUCCGGCUCCAGUAGCCCUGGACUACCCGGGCUUCCUGGCUCCAGAGGAGAAACAGGUUACAGCGGAGGCAGAGGCUUUAGAGGCGACCCUGGCGACUGUAACUGUUUAGGGGGAGGCUCUUCCGGGUAUCCUGGCGGGCGUGGAGGUCCAGGUGCCAACGGGAGCCCUGGCUUCGCGGGACGGAAGGGGGAAACUGGUGACCCGGGUUCACUUGGUUUGAGUGGCGUCCAGGGAGCCAGGGGUGGAGCUGGUCCUAGGGGCGGUUUUGGUCGUAAGGGAGAAAAGGGGGAAGCGUAUUACCCCUACUCUUUCUCGGUGAAAGGAGAGCGUGGAAAUACUGGACUAAGGGGGGCGGCAGGUGAACCAGGAAAACAGGGCAGAGAUGGACUGCCUGGGUUCCCCGGAAACCUAGGACCCCCUGGUGAUGGCGGCUAUGGCACGGGUGGAGAGAAAGGAUUCCAAGGCUUCCCAGGGUCUAAAGGUGCUGCCGGACAGGUCGGCGAGUCCGGCAGGGGUUUCACAGGAACCCCAGGCUUCCGUGGAGAGGCUGGAGAUCCAGGUGUCCCUGGAUUACCAGGGCAGCCGGGUCUACCUGGGCCAAGAGGUGAAAACAGCUGUGGAGGGGUUAAUGACGCCGGAGAGGGAACGGGCACAGUACUGCCGUGUACCAUCCCCGGUGAGGCUGGAGACCCCGGUUAUCCUGGUUUACCUGGAGGACCAGGCCCGAAAGGCCACUCGGGCGCACCUGGAGGCUCUGGCCGCCCAGGGUUUGAUGGUGCCAAAGGAGAGAGGGGAGAUGUCGGUUUUGGAGGCCAACCUGGACCGCAAGGUUUUCCUGGACCCAGAGGAGACCCGGGUGGUCCAGGAAUUCCAGGACGGAGUUUUGAUGGAGGCAGGGGGAAGGACGGCAUUCCAGGGCGCCCUGGACCCAAAGGCCAGGUUGGGGACACUCUUGGAGCCACACCUGGAGCUCCAGGACGGGACGGUGCACCUGGACUGCCUGGAGACAAAGGCGAGCCUGGAACUAAUGGUGGACCCGGAGGCCCUGGUUUGGACGGCCGCAUCGGUGCUCCUGGACGGAGGGGCGAGCGCGGAGUUGACGGUGUCAAUGGUAUUCCCGGUCCUCCCGGACCACCAGGUGACCCGGCCUCAAGCUUUCCUGGUCGGCCUGGAGCUGCUGGCAUCAAAGGACUGAGCGGAUCCCCAGGGUUCCCUGGACGAAAGGGAGACAGAGGAGAUCCAGGUUACACCGGGCGAGAAGGUAUCAAGGGAACCCAAGGACUUCCAGGCACUCCUGGAGGACCAGGGUCAAGGGGACUCCCCGGACCCCCAGGAUCAGGAACCAGAGACGGAAUCCCGGGAAUACCAGGAAGAAAGGGUGAACAAGGCUUUUCAGGAGUGAUGGGUUUCCCUGGACUACCAGGUCGCCCUGGAUCUCCAGGCUUCCCUGGAGGAAAAGGAUUGCCCGGAGGACCCGGGGGAGAAGGAAGACCUGGCGGUUUUGGAUCACCUGGACAAAAAGGCGAAUACGGACUGCCUGGUCUACCCGGCUUGCCUGGAAUUCCGCAACAGGUUGGAAGAGUGGAGAAAGGAGACCCUGGAGACCCUGGGUCCUCAGGUUUCCCGGGCUUCACUGGACCCAGAGGGGACAGGGGUUCGCCUGGUUCACCUGGUCGCCAGGGGCAGCCGGGAUACACUCCUUUCAGUGAACAGAGCAAAGGACAGCCCGGCCCGCCCGGAUAUGCAGGACGUCCCGGAUCCCCAGGCUUUCCUGGGUCAAAGGGGGAAAGAGGAAUCAUGGGAUUCCCUGGCAUAACAGGACCAAGGGGGGAUGAUGGUGGCCCUGGGUACCCUGGCAACCCUGGAGAACCUGGUCGUCCUGGUGGAAAAGGUCCACCUGGCGAAGCUUACACUUAUCCCGGAGCUCCAGGGCCUAAAGGCCAAGCAGGAGAUCCAGGCUUCUCAGCUGGUGGAGGACUUGACGGUGCCCCCGGUGACCCCGGCUUCCCAGGGGGGCCAGGUUUCCCUGGUGCAAAAGGUGCUAUCGGUGAGGGAGGACGGCCCGGAGCAUCAGGCGGUCCUGGUUUCCCUGGGGCAAAAGGCCUGCCUGGAUUCCCAGGAAGACAAGGAACAGAUGGUGGUCCUGGUUUCCCUGGAGGUCCAGGAGGUCCGGGGGCGAAAGGUUUGCCUGGACCAUCUGGUCUGGAUGGACUCAACGGCCUUGGUGGACCUAAAGGUCUCCCAGGAACCCCAGGGGGGAACGCAGGAGGUCGCCCUGGUGUCAAUGGUGCUUUUGGAUUGAAGGGAGAGAGAGGUGUGUCCUACCCUGGAGGCCCAGGCUUUCCUGGACAAAAAGGAGAGAGAGGAAACCCCGGUGCUUCUGGACUCCAAGGUGCCCCUGGCCUGCCAGGACUUCCAGGAACAUCAGUAGGAUCACUCAUCCCUGGACCUGUGGGAGACCCCGGCCUCCCUGGACUGGAUGGAGAAUACGGUUUCCAGGGUCCUCCAGGUGCCGCUGGGCCACCAGGUCUAGGAACAGCGCCGGGAGACAGGGGUGAUUCAGGGCUCCCAGGGUUCCCAGGAUCCCCCGGCCCAAAAGGAGAUCUAGGAUUCUCUGGAGGCCCUGGAGGCCCCGGAGGCCCCGGAUUUAAAGGAGCUCGAGGUGAAACCGGUUACAGCGGAUCUCCUGGUCUUAAAGGCUUUAUUGGCGACCCCGGUUACUAUGGAGGCAAAGGACCAAAAGGAUUCCGAGGGCGCCCUGGACAGAAGGGUCAGCCUGGAGUCCUGUUGCCGACGCGAUUUGAACGCGUCAACCAACCUGGAGACCCGGGUCUUCCUGGUCGAAGUGGAAGCCCUGGUUUUCCUGGAGGGGCCGGUCAGCCUGGCCUACCAGGACGUCCAGGUGAAAAGGGACGUCCCGGCAAUGUGGGUAGCCUAGGCAGGACCGGCGGACCCGGUCUGGAUGGUACUAAUGGUGAAGUUGGACCCCCUGGCUUCCCUGGACCCACUGGAGACCAAGGUCAACCUGGAACAGUCGGCCAACCCGGCAUACCCGGCGGUGCCGGCCGCAGCUCCAGCCUGGGCUACACUCUGGUGAAGCACAGCCAGGGCUCCGACGUGCCCAUGUGUCCUCAGGGCAUGGAUAAGCUGUGGGACGGAUACAGCCUGCUGUACGUGGAGGGACAGGAGAAGGCGCACAACCAAGACCUGGGUACGCCGGGCUCAUGCCUCCCCAGGUUCAGCACCAUCCCCUUCCUCUACUGUUCCCCCAACGAGAUCUGCUACUACGCCAGUCGCAACGACAAGUCCUACUGGCUCUCUACAACCGCACCCAUACCCAUGAUGCCCGUGAACACUGAGCAGAUACGGCCAUACAUCAGCAGGUGUUCGGUUUGUGAGGCUCCGUCUCAGGCCGUGGCCGUCCACAGUCAGGACCUGACGAUUCCCACCUGUCCUCCUGGCUGGAGGAGUCUCUGGAUCGGAUACUCCUUCCUGAUGCACACAGCAGCUGGCAAAGAAGGCGGCGGCCAGUCUUUGGUGUCUCCCGGCUCCUGCCUGGAGGAUUUCCGCGCAACUCCAUUCAUCGAGUGCAACGGGGCCAAGGGCACAUGCCACUACUUUGCCAACAAGUACAGCUUCUGGCUAACCACCGUGGAACCCAGAGAGGAGUUCCUCUACUCCCCGAACAUGGAGACUCUGAAGGGAGGUCAGGAGCGCUCCAAAGUCAGCCGCUGCCAAGUCUGCAGCCGGUUCUUGUAGUAGGUGCAGGGGAGCGUCGAGAGGUCUUACAGUAACGGAUGUUCAAGGCGGUGGACGAGAACGAGAACAUGUGACUGACUGAAAUGAGUCGAGAUCAACCCCUUUUUUUGUCCCAUUUAACGGCUUACCAAAGGAACAAGCUAGAGGGAGAGAAAGGAGGGCGGCCUCAGUGCGGCUGCUCUUCUUCAGAUUAUCACUGACAAUGGUGCUAUUGUUUAUUUUUGUUUUCCAUUUUGUCUCUGCUUUCUCGUUACAGUUUUUGGCGAGGAUCAUUCUCAGUUACCUCAGAGCGUGCCCCCCCCUCCCCCCUUUCAGAAAUUACUUAACUCUCACGGGCUUAAACGUCCACUUCAGAUGAUUCAGUUCAGAAAGCGAAGUCACACGUCGCUGUUGGAUUGUAAGCUCUUAGCAGCAGUGGCGGACGUCGUUCUCUGAACUGGUUUAACUGAAAUGGAUGAAGUCCUCUCCAACCCCGGUUCAGGCUCCCGUUUGCACUUAAAAUAACCUCUUUCUUCUUUGGUGCUACAUAACAAUUUGUAAAGUUACUGGUCAUUUUGAAUGUUUUGCAUGAAUGGAUAUGAUUUGUUAAUUGAUUGAUUUAAUUUCAAACAAGUUUGCAGGCUAUAUAUUGAACAUUCAAUGUAUUUGUACAUAUGUCAGUCAGACUUUGUCAAGCACUUUUCAUUUGAAUUGAAUGGAGCACAAAGUGCUGUACAUGAUUAAAAAAGUUCAAAUAAACACAUUUAUACACUCCAGCCUCACUCCAACCUAUCCCCCGUCGCCAACCUGAAUGAGUGAGACCAUAGACGCAAGAGACUGGGGAAGCAUUGCAGUUUAAAAAAGAUGCAAAUUUCAGAGUACUUUUAUAGUAAUAAAUAAUAGAAUUUAUUUUGAAACCACUAACUUAACUCAAAAAUGUAAAACUAAAAAUAACCCAAAAAACUGAAAAAAAGGUUGGUCUUGAUUUGUCCAGUUUAUAGAGCCGUCCUUCUUCGUAGCGAUAAUGUAACAUGGUGUCACAUUUAUGUCACAUUUAUGUCAGAUGUUAAGCGCGCAAUAAACUAUGUUCACGUGCAAAUUAUAACAAUGUCACAGACAAAUUCGUAAAUCCUUGUUGAGGAAUUGCAGAGAACAGAUCCUUGUUUCUUCCCGGCCACUGGAAGGUUUUUGGACCUUUUUGAUUAAUUAUGAUCUCAAGGUUUUCUCCCUCAAAUCAACUUCUAGCGCAUGUGUAUCUAGAAACUAGUUAUUUCAAAACCAAUGUAGAGAAUACUUGUGUGGACAAUCAGUUACAAUAUUAUCUAUCCAUAAACAUGCAAAACUACCAGUUAACGUGAAUUUUGUUAUUUUUCUUAUUUUAAUCCUAUCACCUCUUUACAUUUCACACUGUGACUCUGGUGCUGCACUUCCGUUACAGUCGAUUUGAAACGUAACAUCUGAGUUCAUCUCCUUCUUAACUACAUGCAAUAAACAAGGCAAAUUAGCACUUUACAUUCAUAUAUCGCAAUCAGAACCUUUGCAAUAGUUAGAGAUAAUAGCAAAUUACUGGCACUGCACUGAUGGGAACCCAUAUACAUUACAAAAACAAUCAAGUCACAGAAGGGGGUAUAUUUGUCUUCUCAAAGGUUUUCACUAUGUUGACACCACUCUAGUAUUUUUAAAUCACUCUUUUUAAGACCAACAGAAAACAGAGCACGUUCAAUCUGAAAUAUUUUUUUUUUCUGUACAUAAGACUUACUGUAUUUCCCAGCAGGACUUGUCAAAGCGAAGAUUUACAGUGCUGUUAGUUUUUUCUAAUCUCUGUAUAUUUUUUCCUCUUUCUGUUUCUUUAUGAUGUACUUGGUUAACGAGGAGAGAAACAAAAAAUAAUUUUUUGCCUUUACCUGUAGACUCUCUUGCAAUGGUGAGCAAUGACCGUGUUUUUGGAGAUAAAACUAUAAUUCUCUACAGUGCUUUUUGGUUUGUAAGUCCAAAUGGUUGGACAGUGAGCGCUACUGCUUUUGUAACCACUAUGAUCAUUGUGUCUAGCUUGUCUUUCUGCUGGUAGCCCUGAUAUUUCACCUUUUUUUAAUUUCCUUUCUUUUUUUUUGUCCAUAUUUUUUAUUUUGUAAUCUAGUUUGUAAUUAUUUUUUCUAUCCUCUUGUAUUAUUUGCUAAAAUGGGAGGGAACAAGAAGAUAAUAAUGUAAACAUAAAAGUGUAUGGUGAAAAAAAAAUGCCUUUAGGAUGUUUGUAUAUGAACAAUAUAUUCAACAUUGAUGAUUUAAGUCAUAACAAAAGAUUUUAUUCUCUGUUUAAGUCAAAUAUUAUAUUCAGCAUCAUCAUCUCAGUGCCAGAAGUGAAUGAAAAGAGAUCCAUGAUCCCUCAGAUUCAUUAGAAGAAGAAAAAAACAUUGUAAUAACAAUUCGGUAAUUGUUAUGUGUAUGGUAUGUCUGUGCUCAAACUCUUUGGAAUAAAGUUUAAAAACUGACUGAGAAA